Messenger RNA from Doryrhamphus excisus (bluestripe pipefish), 2007 nucleotides. The record is from RefSeq and is a predicted model, not a curated record. Lineage: Eukaryota; Metazoa; Chordata; Actinopteri; Syngnathiformes; Syngnathidae.
ACACCACACAUGGAGGAGGAGGCUGAUUUCUUUCCGUGCAAGAGGAAUUCAAUUGCAGUGUGCGAGGAAGGGAAGGGGAGGAAAGACGAUUGACAGUGGAGAAAACACGCUGCAACAGCUCGAAGAAGAAAUCUCACCAGGUCCCGGAAGUGGUUCAGAAGUUGUCAAGAAGCGGUGUUCGGCUGUCUGUCAGUUCAUCUGGGAAUUUAAAAACUGCCCUCUCCUUAGUAGGCCAUGGCCGAACCCAGAAUAUCCUCCAUUGAUGGGAAGCUAGCCGAAGAGUUCACCGCUCCCGCUCACGUGAAAGAGGUCAAGGACAAGAUGGCUGCUUUUGCCCAGCGUCACGCAGAGGCUGGUCGCCGCGUGGUUCUCAUCACAUCCGGGGGCACCAAAGUCCCCCUGGAGUCGCGUACCGUUCGAUUCCUCGACAACUUCAGCAGCGGAAGGAGGGGAGCGUCGUCGGCCGAGUAUUUUCUCGACUCCGGCUAUGCUGUCAUUUUCCUGCACCGGCAUCGUUCAAUGUAUCCGUACACUCGCAUGUUCUCCACUGUCAACAUGCUGGACACCCUGCAGUUCAGUGCAAGCAACUCUGGUGAUGUGGUGGUGAACCAGCAGGUGCUCCCAAACAUCACCAAAGUGCUAAAGCGCUACCAGGACGUAACAAAUAGCCAACUACUUCUCCCCAUUGACUUUAGCACCCUGUCGGAGUAUCUGCACUUACUUAAAGCAGCAGCGCAGGCACUCAGCACCAUAGGUAGACAUACAGUCUGUAGAAGUGGCUGCAUUGUUGGCAUGUUGCUCAUAGCGAGUUUGCUCUGCAACGCAGGAUCGAAGGCUAUGUUUUACCUGGCUGCAGCAGUGUCGGAUUUCUACAUCCCAGCAUCGGAAAUGCCCGAGCACAAAAUCCAGUCUUCAAAUGGACCUCUUCAACUAACCAUGAAUAUGGUUCCCAAAAUCCUGUCCCCGUUGGUGAAGGACUGGGCACCGCAGGCUUUUGUCAUAUCCUUCAAACUGGAGACAGACUCCUCCAUCCUGUUGGAGAAGGCUCGAAGAGCGCUGGAUACCUACAGGCACCAGGUGGUCGUAGCCAAUGUUCUGGACUCCAGGCGGGGUUACGUUGUGGUUGUGACCCCGAGCACCCAGGAUGAGGUAGUGCUCUCCAAAGAGGACAUGAAGAAUGAGGUGGAGAUCGAGGAGAGGAUAGUGACUAAUUUGACAACUGCGCACGGCCAGUUUAUUACACAGCAAGCGGGUUGAUCAUUAUUGGAGUUUCGAUUUGGUCUGUAUCUGUGGUAGGGAUAAUUAAUUGAUUACUAAAAUCAAUCAUGUCAAUCGAUAAAUCUAUGCAACUUUUGUAUCAAAGUUGGUAAUAUCUUGAAGCAAAGUAAGAAUGUUAUUACAUGGCAGCAAGCCAAUCGGUACCAUAUUGACCCGAAUAUCAGACAACCCUUAGUGGCAUCCCACAGUGGCUAUUAAUUAUUUUAAAAUUAAAACAGAGUUUGGAGCCACCUUAAACUUUCAGGACUCACUUCCAAAUGCGCAAAGCUCAUUAUCUGAAACUUUGGCAUCGUUUUAACACAAGAAUACAACAUUCUAACUACAUUUAUAGGUCAGAAAAGUGGAAAAAGAAUAUUAGGUCCCUGUUAAGACGAAAACAUGAUCAAUAUUGCAUUUUACUUAAUCACUGUUUCAUGACUCUGUGUCACUGUUCACAAUUACUUUAGAAUGAGCAUCAGAAUUCUUUGCUAACUUGUUCAACCUUUGAGGUCGCUGGUGUUUGACAGGAAUAAAAGCUCUGAUUCACAUGAUGAGAAGUUGAAUAUAAUGUGACUGUACAUUUUAGGUCAUUACAGUAUAUUUCUUGAAACAUGACUAAUUAAUAAUCAUAUGACUGUAAUGGUUUGACAUGAUGUUCAAUGAAUGAUACUAUGAAGUUUGUGUACAUGGACAGCAUGUAAUACAGUAUUUUAAAUUGUGUCUAUUCUAAGUAUAUUCUUUUUAGUGCCC